ACCACGUAAAAACAAGUAUGUUUGACCGUUCUGCAGUAAGACUCAGACUCAAAGCAGUGUAUACUAUUCAGACUUUUUUGAGGCUAGGUCCUGUAAAAGUGUUCAGUAGGAACUGAUUUAUUAUAAUUUGUUCCAACAAAUGGUGUAUAAUAUACAGUUCCUAAUCUACUUUAUAGUCUGACUUUCUGAUAUGAGAAGCAUGAGGCGUACCUCUGGCCUGCUCGUCUGGUAGAACCAGUCAUGAUUUGUAUAGUUAGAGAGCACAGAGAGAGAGAAAGAGGCACUUUUGUGAGCUGGAGAGGGGAACAGAUACAAUACAGAUGGAAACACAAUAUUAGGAUACGCCUCAUAGGGGAAGAUUAAAAGGGAGAAAGUGAAGCUUUCCUCAGAUCUAUGACAGGUGACUGAUUAAUGCUGAUUGUUUGCUUACGGUGAGGAUGAACAUGGAUGAAGGCUGAAAGAGCACGCUGUGCAGGUCUAGUGCUUCUAUAGGAAGGAAGAAUGAAAAAGAAACUUUUUCCACAACAGACCACUUAUACUUUGUGUAACACCAUGACUGACCGCAGCAGCAGCAGCAGCCCAACCAUCCAGCACUGACACAUAAAAGGGAUUUCAGCUGUCAUUUCGGACCACAAUGUCCAAAUCUCACGAGCAGAGCCUAAAUGAAAAUGCAGUCAUCCUUCCUGUGAACGAGUCCAACCCGGAAUUCCUCCAUUCGGAGGUGGAACGCAGCACCCUCGAAUCUUUGCUAAGAGACGGCCCUGAAGCUUUUUACACCAAACUUAGUGCACAUCAACGCAAACCCUUUCUGUCACCGGAGGAGGUGAAUCAGGUCUCCAGCUGGGUGGAAGAUCAUCACGAGGAGGUUGUGGAAAAUGGGGACAAUGGAAGUGAUGCCAGCUCAAGCGUGCAGGACGUCUCGGAUCAGUAUUUCCCCAUGCUUUCAGACACACCAGCUCCAUGUCUGGACCUUGGGUGGCCAGAGAAAGACAGAUGGGAUGGAAUGGAGCAAGUCAUGGUCUACACCAACCCCCCGGUGCAGCAGGCUCCCCACAUCCGUCAGGUGAUCAGGAGACUGCUGCAGGGAGCCACCAUGCUGAUCGCUAUAGUAGCAGACAAACUCACAGACAGCGUCGUGAUCAGGGAUCUGCACGCGGCCGCAUCUCGAGGUGUUGUCGUCUACAUCAUCCUCAACCAAAGACCUGCACAAGAUAAUCAAACACCAAAUCUGCUCAAGCACCCGAAAAUAAUAGUUCGGAUUCUGGGUGGAAAAACGUUCAUGUCUGCGGAUGGAAAGAUGGUUGUAGGAGAGCUGAAGGAGAACUUUGUCCUGGUGGAUUUGGAGACGGUGGUUGUGGGCAGCUACAGCCUGUCCUGGACUGACGCUCAUCUACACCGGCACCUCAUCACAGUACUGAGUGGCCCAGCGGUGGAGUUGUUUGACCGGGAGUUCCGCAUCCUCUAUGCUGCCUCACAACCCGUUCCUGACUCAUGGAAAGCUGCUGCUCCCAUGGAGCUCCCCACGAUCGAUCAAAUUUUUGACCAACCAGAACCAAUUUCCCCAAAACAAGCGCUGCUCAGCUGUCCACCCAGCCCUCCACCACCCACUGCUGCCUCUCCUAUAGACUGGGAAGCUCUUGGAGUCCUCCCAAAGACUGGAGACUCUUCAGAAGACCAGGAUUUGCCUGAGUUUUCAGAAGAACUGCCGAAGUUUUACAGAACAGAAGCUGACUUGUAUGCAGGGGUUCCUGGAGCAGGGCCAAUGGAUCUUCAUAUCACAGAAUGGCAAGAUGAAAGUAGGUUAUAUCACGUUGCGCCUGAGGCAAGGCACCUAAUGGAUCACCAAGCGAUGUUUUGGGGCAUGCAAAAACCAGAGAGGCUUCAUUACGGGUUUUUGACAGAACGUGACGAGGGAUUAGCCAUGUUCAGACACCGAGACUUCAGGAUGGAGAGGAACCUGAUGGAAGAAUUUGUGCCUUUCUCACGCACUCACAGACAUGAGAGUCUACUGAAUCUGGACAGGAACUGGGCGGAAAGUGCAAUCCCAGAGGAGACGAUAGCUGGGUCUUCUGCAGCACUGCUCCAUCAGAAGAAACCCACUGGAGUGAGUGUUCCUCAGGCCGACAGCUCUUGGAAUCUGGGCGACAUCCUGAAAAAGCCCGGUGCUGAUCAUGGCACCAUGGGCCUGCAGACAAAAAUGGCCAGAAAUCCAAUCAGCACAUCCACUCUGGACCUGAGUUCAACGGGGACUGAGACGCUGCAGAGGAGCCAUAGUCACACCAAUUUAUACGACAGCUUCCCAAUGACUCCAGCUCUGGCCCUGAUGAAGAAGCGCAAUGAUGAGGUCAAAUCUUCACUCCUGAGAAGUUCGAAAGUAUUCCAGCCACUCCCCAGACUCCGCAGUUUCACUUUAGGCCUCAAGAAGGAUACGUGGAAACCACCUUUUGUAAAGGAACAGCAUUAUAAUGAAGACAAGUGAAGAAAUCCUGACCGUCUGAUUAAAAGUUCAUUCUUAAUGGCAUUGUGUGGAUUUGAUCGACUGAACACUUGUCAUUCAAUAAGCAUGGGGACAAUUGAAUAAAUCACCUGAACUAAAGAUGAGGUGCUAUUUGGUAGUAUUUGGACGUGUGGUUUAACUAUAUAUAUGUGAAUUAGUGUUAUGUGCCAGGGGAACCUAAGAUCAAAAGAAGAAACAUCUUACAAAUUCAUGACGAAUGUACAUGAUUCACUUUUUUUUUUUACAUUUUUCUUUCUUUCCUAAACUGAAUUUUAUUGCCACGUUACGUUGCUUAGAUUAGACCUGAGUAACUGAUCAACCUCAGAUGAUAACACGGGCUACAGAGACUUGUACAGUGGCCCCUUGUGCAUGAUGGAAUAGGCCCCAAAGCUCUGGAAUAGGCUCAGUCUGGACUCAUCAGACCACAUGACCAUUUUCCAUUUCUCCAAGUCCAAAUCCAGCUUUUUUUUAACCCACUCUUAUGCAGGAGAUUAUAAGAGAAACGUUCACCCAUUUUAUGAUUUAUUGUGUGAGAUCAGAAACAACGCUCCAUAUCAGCCACAUUUAAUACAGGUUAAAAUUGAACACACUCAUCCACACACACACACAUACACAAUGGAUAUGUUGCUACUAAAAGCCCAGGAAAUUGUAUGGUACAUUACCGCUGCUCCUCUAAAUUACUAACCCGAAGAUCUACCCUGCUUCAGCAUGCAAUAAAAGCUCACAUUAGUCUCACAGCAUGACUAAAUUAUUAAACAAAUGACCUGAAGCUUCAGUGUCUAAAGUUGAGUCAUUUACAGUCCAAC
Molecule: messenger RNA, 3303 nt
Organism: Clarias gariepinus (North African catfish)
Lineage: Eukaryota; Metazoa; Chordata; Actinopteri; Siluriformes; Clariidae
Gene: sack1e
Product: family with sequence similarity 83 member E
Exons: 9
Coding region: 635-2479 (614 amino acids)
Biological process (GO): epidermal growth factor receptor signaling pathway
Source: RefSeq, a predicted model, not a curated record